Messenger RNA from Hirundo rustica (Barn swallow), 3419 nucleotides. RefSeq lists its product as uncharacterized. Gene Ontology annotation, molecular function: aspartic-type endopeptidase activity; RNA stem-loop binding. The record is from RefSeq and is a predicted model, not a curated record. Gene Ontology annotation, biological process: proteolysis; viral process; DNA integration. Bases 1 to 3306 code for a protein of 1101 amino acids. Lineage: Eukaryota; Metazoa; Chordata; Aves; Passeriformes; Hirundinidae. The transcript is spliced from 10 exons.
AUGGAUCUCUGGGAUAAGGUUGGAAUAUAUGGGCUGGGGUCUGCUGAAGUCAUGCAGGUGCUUCGAGCUCUUAAUGCUGAUGCAUUGCCACCCUAUGAUAUCCGGUGUCUGGCUUGUAUUCUUUUUUGGCCUGUUGAAUAUGACAUCUUUGAAUCCAAAUGGACUCAGUUGGCAGGCAGAGUCAUAGUGCAGAAUGCUGCAUUGGGUCAGCAGGAUCCCAGGUGUGUGAUUGGAACUGAUGAGCUGCUGGGUAUGGGCAAUUUUGCUGAUCUUCAUAGGCAGGUUUCCCUUGACCCUCUUGUGCUUGACCAGUGCCAAAGAACAGGCAUGGCAGCAUUGAUUCAAACCAUAGAAAUGGCUGCUCUAAAGGAGUCCUUUGUGACUGUUGUCCAGGGAGCUCAGGAACCCUUUCUGCAAUUUGCAGAGAGGUUGACUGCCUCUAUUGAGAGGCAGGUGGAGGAUCUGAAUGUGAGGAUGCUUUUGCUCAAACACCUUGCGAGAACUAAUUGUAAUGCCGAGUGUAGGAGGAUCAUUGAGGUUCUUCCUGGUGAUCCUUCUGCAUCGCAAAUGGCAGAGGCCUGUGCAAAGGUAGGCACCACAGGUUAUAAGGUGGCUGCCAUGGCUACUGUUCUGCGGCCGGCCUCGACAGGGCCACAGGGUGGACAGCGAAAGCAGGGGAAUGCUCAGACCAGCAAGAAACAAGAAAGAAAAGCAGAGAACUGGUUUUGGGGAAAUGGUGGCUUUGGAUCCACUGGAUCACCUCAGGUUCACUGGACUGCUGUCCUGACCAAAGACCAUCCUGAGAAAUUGUGUAUCCUGUCCAUCCCUGGUGCAACGCCAGAGAUCCGCCUCCACAGGCUCCUUGACACUGUGACAGACCGAAAUUUGCCUUCUCAGUGCCAGCUAUCAACAAUGCUGAGCCCGCACAGCAGUAUCAAUGGAGGGUUCUUCCCCAGGGUUGUUGCAACUCGCCAGCCAUAUGCCAAUGUCACCUCGCACAAUGAGCUGGAGGAGGUUCAGCAAGCUGUUUCUGCUCGCCAAGUUUAUCGCAUUGACCCCUCCGUUGAUGUCACUGUUUUCACCACCACUCCAAGGGUAAACCCCAGAGGCCUUAGGGCCUCGGAGAUUUGGCAGACUGAUGUCACUCAAGUUGCUGAGUUUGGCCGGCUCAAGUGUGUGCAUGUCACUGUUGACACUUUCUUCUCUGUGAUGUGGGCUUCUGCUCACACUGAAGAAAAGACCCGCAAUGUCAUUGCCCACUGGAGGCAGGUCUUUGCCGUUCUCGGCAUACCUCCUGCUGUGAAGACCGACAAUGGUCCUGCUUACACCUCGCAGAAGGCUUUGGACAAGACUCAUCAACCUCGAGCGAAGGUUUGGGUGCAGAAUUUAGUCAUCAAACAGUGGGAAGGUCCCUAUGACCUUAUUGCUUCGGGGCACGGGUAUAUGUGUGUAUCCACAGAUACCAGGCUGGCCAAGCGGGAGCAGCCUGGGACCAGCAAUGACGAGGAGUGCUGGAGGGUAAGCAUUCCGGCGGUGGGUAAAGGAGGUGUGCGAGUGGGAGUGAAUGAGGCGGGGGCCAGCAGCUCGGACCCCCGAAGCAAGAGUGGACCCCUCGCACCGCGACAGCGGUUGGCGCCCAGUUCGUGGGGCCCCCACCCUCAGGACACGAGGCGGACCCCGCGGCACGGACUGAGGCUGCAAGAGCCUGAAGAAAAGUCCUUGGACGCCCCGCUACCCUUGGUCGAGCGGCUUCGUAAGAUCACGCUCCCAAGGGACGAAGAGGACAGCCUGAAGCGCCCAGCAGGUCCUCUUCAGGCAGCUAAUCUCGAGACCCCAGGCUUUAUCGCAUCCCAGGAGGGGCCAAUUUUAGUAACAUCAUCAAGGCAUGAACCUUAUCGGCUGCGGCUCACCGAAGGGCUCUAUCUGAGGACGGCGGAUUGGACCUUUCUUUCCAUAAACACCAAAGAACAAGGAGCCUGGCCAGUCCAAGGAAAGGAGCUUGUCAUCAUCGGGGACUGUAAGUACACCCCGCAAGAGGUCGAGAUUCUUCCAGGGGUUCUCGUCAACAACCCCAGAGAUCUCGUCCUCUGGCUGCGCUGCACCCAUCCACCCACAUUUAUUCCUAAGGGACAGGUGAUCGCACAAAUCAUCCCUACCCGGGGACCGAACAACACCCCGGUGGCUUGCCCUGUGCAAGCCAUCACUGAAGAAAGGCCCCGGGUAGACUGUGAGUUCAGGGUGGGCGGGGAAACAAUUAACAUCACUGGUCUUUUAGACACCGGGGCAGAUGUGACUGUUGUGCCAGCCCAGGAUUGGCCGUCACAUUGGGCUCUGCAGGACGUGGCUGGACACGUUCAAGGUGUCGGAGGGUUGCAAUUGGCGAGACAAUCCAGGAGCAUAGUGCAAAUUAAGGGGCCAAAAGGACAAUUGGCUAACAUCCGUCCUUUUGUUUUAGAUUAUAAGGAGCCUCUGCUUGGCAGAGAUCUCAUGUCACAAUGGGGGGUCAAAAUUGACAUACCCGACCCCUCAGUGGAAAUUUCCGCAGCGUCCAUUGACGAGCGUCCCACCAAGAAACUUAAUUGGCUGACGAACAAACCAGUUUGGGUGGAGCAAUGGCCGCUUUCAAAACCUAAAUUAAAAGCGCUCGAGGAGCUCGUGAAGGAGCAAUUGGCCAAGGGCCACAUUGUAGAAACCGACAGCCCUUGGAAUUCCCCAGUUUUUGUGAUUCAAAAGCCGGGGAAGGACAAGUGGCGGCUCCUUCAGGACCUCCGCCAAAUUAAUAAUGUUAUCGAAGACAUGGGGUCUCUCCAACCUGGGAUGCCUUCCCCGACUAUGCUCCCCCAAAAUUGGCAAUUGGCUGUAAUAGAUAUAAAAGAUUGCUUCUUUCAAAUUCCUCUGCACCCUGAUGAUGCCCCACGUUUUGCUUUCUCGGUUCCCACCAUCAACCGGGAAGCCCCGAGGAGACGCUAUCACUGGCGAGUUCUCCCGCAAGGGAUGAAGAACUCACCUGUUAUCUGCCAGUGGUAUGUGGCCUCCUUGCUGUCCCCUGUCCGCGCAGCCGCGGGACAGGCCAUCAUCUACCACUACAUGGAUGAUGUCCUGGUGUGCGCCCCGAAUGAUGACAUGCUUUCCCAUGUGCUUGGUCUGACAGUCGAUGCACUGGUUGCUGCAGGGUUUGAGCUACAGGAAGAAAAGGUUCAGCGGAUGCCGCCCUGGAAGUACCUCGGGCUCGAAAUCGGAAGGCGGACCAUUGUUCCCCAAAAAUUGGCAAUUCGAACAAAAGGGAGAAGGCCGGGGAUGCCAUAAAACACCUCAUCCACGCCUUCUCCUUCAUGGGCAUUCCGAGGGAACUGAAAACCGAUAACGGCCCGGCGUAUAAAUCCAGGGAGCUUCGUAGCUUCCUGCAGCAAUGGGGGGUG